This is a messenger RNA of Leishmania braziliensis MHOM/BR/75/M2904, 1419 nucleotides long. RefSeq lists its product as hypothetical. The record is from RefSeq and is a predicted model, not a curated record. Bases 1 to 1419 code for a protein of 472 amino acids. Lineage: Eukaryota; Euglenozoa; Kinetoplastea; Trypanosomatida; Trypanosomatidae. The transcript has a single exon.
AUGUGUGUGCCGGCACACAGCGAAUUCGGGAGGUGCAAAAAUGAGAAGAUCGAUGGACCUCCUCUCCUCCCCUCUUCCUCUUCCUCGGCUCAGUGGCGCACGCACGUCUGUUGCUGGACAAGAAUAGCAGGAAAGCCCUGCUGUGUGUCCCCCCCCCCACCCCUUUCUCUCGCUGGCAAGCCUGGUGAGCAUUAUCGUCUCCAGAGGGAAGGGGAGGCUCACAUCUGCACACCCGCUCAGAUCUCCUCCUCACUCCCCACUCUCCCUCUCUCCUCUCCGCCCCCCCCCUUCUAUGGUGCUACUCACAGCAAUAGUUGCCUUGUCGGCAGGAUGCUCUCGUGGAGUGGCAGAGCGUCUGUCGUGCGCUGCACUUCUGUAGCAGCGCACUGCCCCGCCGCGGCGACAUCGCAGCUCCUCUUCUACUCCUCACAGCGAAACGGCCACGGGGCUCGCGAUCCGCAUCGCGACAGUCUGCUGCCUCACGCUGCGUCAACGGCUGCACCCGCGCCAGCAGCGGUGCACACGCAGCGAGCGCGCGCCCGUAAAGCUUUAAAACGAACAUCGCUGCUCGAGCAGCUUCUCGACUGCAAUGGUGGCGAGAGCGGCACCGAAGACUUGAGCAAGGUGCCAUCCGGUGAUGGUCUCGUAGCGUCUGCAACAGCGGCGUCGCCGUCGGUACCGGUCCUCCAUCCUGCGGCCGCCAUGUCGCCGGCAUAUAUUACUUCGUCCGAAUUUGCUAGCGCACCCAUCCCAAAGCAGCCUCAGCACGUGUGGCCGCCACAUAGAACGCACAGCGCCGCAGCCGCAGCACCUCUACCCUCGCCUGCCGCCUCCGCAGAGUUGCUGCGGCAGCAGCAAGCCCUCCGCGAUGCCUUCACGCACGCGCGACAGCACCACAAUGUGCGUCUUGCCAAAGACCCUGGUGUCUACCGCGCAGAGUGCCGGGCUUUCCGCCAGGCUCAUCAAGGUCGAUCUCCGACGCAGCAAGAGGUGAGCCGCAUCGUCGCUGUUCCACUGGCGCCGGUUGCGGCGCUCAAGACCCUAGCCCACGUGAAUGGCAAGCGAUCCUCGCUGCACGCCACAACCGAGGCCGCCGUGAUGCUGCACAAUGCGGUGGUAAAAAAUGAGCUAGUGAAAAGCAACACACCUCAGCUCGUCCGCUGCCUUCGCUGCUUUCACGUCUACGCGGCUCGCCCUCGAACACUGUGGGGAGGCGAGGUGGAGCAGAGCUUCACCGAGUACGAGAAGGCACAGAAGGCGCAGCAACAUCAGAGGACUGCACCUGGCAAGCGUGCGAGGAGCGUGGGCCGACGUCGACGUGCGUACGAAGACGACCCGACCUGCUGUCCAAAGUGUCGCAGCCCUCGUGCGCAGUGGAUGAUGGAGUACGUGCACCACCACACUCAUGAGCGAGUGUGA